Thelazia callipaeda (thelaziosis nematode) is the source of this 422-nucleotide messenger RNA. The record is from the annotation of a GenBank genome assembly. NCBI's taxonomy places the organism in Eukaryota, Metazoa, Nematoda, Chromadorea, Rhabditida, Thelaziidae.
AUGGAAAGGCAUGAUUCGAGCUAUUCAAGUUGUUCUGAAGAAUCCUCACACAGCUCGAUGUCAAGAGAAUCCUCAUGCUCUACCACAAAGUCAGUGAUACAAUCAAGCACAAUAGAUUCAGAAUCGACUCAUAAAAACCAAAGUGAAAUGGAUGAAUUUCUUCGCCGAAAUACUGAUUUUGCUACAAGAUUGGGGUUUUCUGUAGAGCAGUUAAAAAUUGUGUUGGAAAAGCUAGGAACAAAUGCUGGACAGGAUGAGAUUCUCACUGAGUUGAUCAAAUUUGGAAGAGGAUUUAGUAGAUCACGAAUUACUGCAAGCAAUCAAACUAAUGUAAUAUUGCCUGUACAGUUUCGUAGUAUUGUCAUCGAUGGUUCUAAUAUUGCCAUGACGUUCGUUCAUCUUAGAAUUUUUACUCAAUAAUU